AUUUUCUUCUUCCGUAGUCACCCAUCCAACAAAACUUCUUACGAGCCAACCCCUCAAAACAUUCAAAAUGGUCAAGACUAAGAAGUCCGGUGAUACCCUCUCCUCGCGCCUGGCGCUUGUGAUGAAGUCUGGCAAGGUUACCAUGGGUACCAAGUCCACCAUGAAGACUCUCCGCUCUGGCAAGGCCAAGCUGGUCCUCAUCUCCGGAAACUGCCCUCCUCUGCGCAAGUCCGAGCUUGAGUACUACGCCAUGCUCGCCAAGACCCCCGUUCACCACUUCAACGGCAACAACAUUGAGCUCGGUACCGCUUGCGGUAAGCUCUUCCGCUGCUCCGCCAUGGCUAUCCUCGAUGCCGGUGACUCCGACAUCCUGAGCCGUGAGGCUUAAGCGUGUCGCCCUGUUGCGAGCCAUAAACAAAAAAAUAGAAUCUUGAACCAUUCUUGAACAAAAAAAA
Molecule: messenger RNA, 455 nt
Organism: Penicillium vulpinum
Lineage: Eukaryota; Fungi; Ascomycota; Eurotiomycetes; Eurotiales; Aspergillaceae
Product: 60S ribosomal protein eL30
Exons: 3
Coding region: 68-388 (106 amino acids)
Cellular component (GO): cytosolic large ribosomal subunit
Molecular function (GO): structural constituent of ribosome; RNA binding
Source: RefSeq, a predicted model, not a curated record